AUGCUCCCGGCGAGGCGGGGGUUGUUUCGGCUUGCCACUCAACUACUCACUUAUCAAGGCCCUCACUGGCAGUGUACUGCCCCACUUACUGUUAUCCUCACCAGCACAUAUCGGCAACAAAGUAUUUUGUUGCAAGCAAGCAGAAUUCAUUCUAGUUCUUCGAGGUACAAACGCGAUUACUAUGAGAUUUUGGGCCUCAAAAAGGGAGCAUCCGCGAAGGAUAUCAAAAAAGCCUAUUACAAGUUAGCCAAGCAGUACCAUCCGGAUGUGAAUAAAAGCAAGGAUGCAAAUGCGCGAUUUCAAGAAGUAUCGGAAGCCUACGAGGUAAAUUAA
Molecule: messenger RNA, 333 nt
Organism: Gongylonema pulchrum
Lineage: Eukaryota; Metazoa; Nematoda; Chromadorea; Rhabditida; Gongylonematidae
Source: the annotation of a GenBank genome assembly